Messenger RNA from Apodemus sylvaticus (European woodmouse), 744 nucleotides. RefSeq names its product tripartite motif containing 40 (gene Trim40). The record is from RefSeq and is a predicted model, not a curated record. Lineage: Eukaryota; Metazoa; Chordata; Mammalia; Rodentia; Muridae. The coding region runs from base 1 to 744 and encodes 247 amino acids. The transcript has 5 exons. Gene Ontology annotation, molecular function: zinc ion binding.
AUGGUCUCUCUUGACAAGGACAACCAGGACAUUUGUCCUAUCUGCCUGGAUCCCCUGAAAGAGGCUGUGAGCACUGACUGCAGACACCUCUUCUGCCGCAUGUGCCUGACCCAGCACAUGGAUAAGGCUUCAGUCUCUGGGGUUCUCGGCUGCCCAGUCUGCAGGAAGCCCUGUUCUGAGGGGGUCCUUGGAGACAAUUACAUCUGCCACACCCACCAGAAGAGAGUGUGCAGGUUCUGUGAGGCUAGCAGACUUCUCUUGUGUGAGGAAUGCCUCCAAUCCCCUGAACACCAGUCCCAUACUGAGCUCUCCAUUGAAAAUGCCAUCAGCCACUACAAGGAAAGACUCAAUCGUAGAAGCAGGAAGCUCAGAAAGGACCUUGGGGACCUUCAACAGCUUAAGGCUCGGGAAGGGAAGAUGCUGCAGGCUCUGCAGGCGGAUUUGGAGAGCCACAGGCUAAGAACUGACCUGCAGAACCAAGACCGAACCAAGGAACAACUGAAGGCUCUCCCUUGGCAUUGGCUGGACCAACGAGGGGACCUACCGGAGGAGGUGGCCAAGAUCUUUAACUUCUCUGAGGCAGUAACACAGCUCAGCAUCCUGGUUUCUGGCCUGGAAAGGUUGGCUAAGGAACUGGAUGCCAGCACUCUGAAGGAUGCCAGUGACUUACUAGACAGGAGUGCACCACGGAGAUUAGAAGGACUUCUCUCUCGUGUUUCUCCAGACAGUCCAAAGCUCCGUUAA